UUUUCAUUUGUUUAGUCCUCAAAACCACAAAAUCCCGAGUCCUUUUAUCGAAAAAAAAUGGAAGAAAAUCCCCAGUCCAAAACCUUGGCUUAGACACAGAAACCCCGGACUGUUAUUCCUUCCAGAACCUCUGUUUUGUUCUAUUUCAUCGACAAUCAGAUAGAACUUAUGAGUGCCAAACAUCGAUUUUAGCAUUGCAUAAAUGGCGCUGAUAAUCCCAACCCAAAUACAACUCAAGCCCCCCAAUCCGCUGCAAAAUCAAAUCUUGCAUCCUCGAGUGGGAUUUGUUACAGUUAGAACCAAGAAAACCAACUGUUUUAGCAGUGAUAAUGUUAAUCAUUACAGAUUUAAGCUCAGAAUAGGCUAUAAAGAUUCAAUUUUUAGAACAAGGGUCUCUGAUGAUAGUGGUGCCAUCCCAUUUCAGCCUUCAUCUUCUGCUGAUGUUGAUGCACGAGGGAGGAGCUCAUCUGGGAGCAGUGAUGGUUAUGUGGCAUUAUUUGUACGGAUGCUUGGAUUGGAUAACGAUCCUCUUGAUAGAGAACAAGCUGUAGUUGCACUCUGGAAGUACUCACUUGGAGGGAAAAAAUGCAUAGAUAAUGUCAUGCAAUUCCAUGGUGCUGUAAAUCUUACUGUUAACCUUCUCAAGUCUGAUUCUGAUUCUGCAUGUGAAGCUGCUGCUGGAAUCUUGAGGACGAUUUCCUCCAUUAAUGUUUACAGAAACACUGUGGCCGAAAGUGGGGCAGUAGAGGAGAUAACUAGCAUGCUUAGACGAAUUUCCUUGUCUUCAAAUGUGAAGGAGCAAGGCUUAUGUACAUUGUGGAACUUGUCUGUAGAUGAGAAUAUCCGAGUGAAAAUUGCGAACUCAGAGCUCCUGCCUUUACUUAUUAAGUUCUUGGAGGAUGAGGACGUACAAGUGAAGGAGGCAGCUGGAGGUGUCCUGUCUAAUUUAGCACUUAGCAAUUCUAACCACAAGAUCAUGGUUGAAGCAGGUGUUAUUCCAAAAUUGGCAAAUCUCUUGAAGAGUAAUGAGGAAGGGUACAAGGUCAUUAGAAAAGAGGCGAGAAAUGCAUUAUUGGAAUUUGCUAAAGAUGAUUACUAUAGGAUUCUAUUAUUAGAUGAAGGUCUUGUUUUGGUUCCUUUGAUUGGUGCAGCUGCCUACAAGUCUUUUAAACCAGCUUUGUAUUCAUGGCCAUCUUUACCUGAUGGCACAAAGCUUGAGCAAGGUUCAACAGCUCCUUCAAGAUAUGGUGCUUCAGAACUGCUAAUUGGGUUGAAUAUUGAAGACCAGAAACUAGAUGAGGCAAAAAAGAAUGCCAUAGUUGGACGAACACAACAACAGUUCCUCGCUCGUAUAGGAGCCAUAGAAAUGGAAGAUGAGAACAAAUCAGACUCUAAAUCAUCCUCAAGUUGGAGGUUCACACUUUUGCCAUGGGUUGAUGGUGUUGCUCGACUAGUUUUGAUUCUUGGACUUGAUGAUGAGUCUGCUAUUGCCAGAGCUGCAGAUUCCAUUGCUGAUUCAUCUGUCAAUGAACAUAUACGCUUGUCAUUCAAGGAAGCUGGAGCAAUUAAUCAUCUUAGUCAAUUACUUAAUCAUCCAAAUGAAACUGUUAGGUUGCCCGUUAUUCGAGCUUUGGAGAGACUGUCAAUCAGCAAUGAUGUUUGCCAGAUAAUUGAAAGGGAAGGUGUUGUUUAUCCUUUGAUUAAUUCACUGAUGCAAUUUGAGACAUCUGGAAGCUCAACAGAGAUGAUUUUAAACAUUCUUAAUCGGAUUCUGGACCCUGAUAAAGAGAUGAAGUCAAAGUUUUAUGAUGGACCAGUUAAUGCUUCAAAGAAGGGAUGGAAUGCUACAAGAAAUUCUCAGUCACCUGGGUAUCUGAAUGAGAUGGCUGAGUCAAAGUCAACAUCCAGUGUGCAAACCAUGUAUGUCAGAGACUUCGUAAAUUCUGCCUUCUUAGCUCGCAUCAUUGAGAUUUUGAAGACAUCAUCCCCCAAUUUGCAAAAGAAAGCUGCUUCCAUCCUUGAGUUUGUCAUAGUUGAUGAUGCAUGUGUGGAAAUGGUCAUCUCAGUUGAUGUAGCAUCUGGCUUAGUUUGUGUUUUCCAACAACGUUUAAGCGAUAUAGAAGCUGACACAGAUGUACAGAGACCAGAAUUAUUGGCCCUGCAAGUUGAAGAAGCUGGUCAAGCAAUAUCAGCAGCAUCCCGCUUAUUUACAAGAUUGCUUGAUUCUGAGCACUUCCGCAGCACUACAGACACACAGCAUUUCAUGCAUUUACUUCGUAAAAUUCUGAUAUCUGAGAUUCCUAUUUGCUACAAGGAUUGGGUUGCUUCUUGUCUUGUUAAACUGAGUUCUUUCUCUGGUCCAAACCUGGACUUUGAGAAUCCAGUAAAUAUGGAGGUAACUCUUUAUGAAACAAUCCCAAGGUUGAUAGAGCAGAUAAAAACCUCAUCUUCACCAGAACUCCAAGAGGCUGCAGUUAUUGAACUUAACAGAAUAAUUUCUGAAGGGGUGGUUGAUUCUACCAGAGCAGUCGCUGCACAGGGUGGCAUUUUUCCAUUGGUCAAGUUGAUUGAAGAGGGUAGCAACCGAGCGAUGGAAGCUGGUUUAUCAAUACUAUACAAUUUGAGCAUGGAUAGUGAGAACCAUGCAGCAAUUAUAUCAGCAGGAGCUGUUCCUAUUUUGAGGAGAAUUGUGCUUUCGCAGAAGCCACAGUGGACAAGAGCUCUUCAUUUGCUCAGGACUCUACCCACCUGAGAAUAGUGUAAAAACUGAAUGUAAUUUCCAUGUAAAUUUUCGCCAUUUUUGGCAAAUGUCAGUCACAAACUAAUUUUUUAGUGGUGAUGAUCCUGGGACGGUAGAAAAAUCGUAUCAACCCAAUAGAAGACCGGGUCCAAUUUUGGAUGUUAAGUAUACACAAUUUUCACCUGUUCUAAUGCUUAGAUGAAAUAAAAGUUGCUUCCUCCCUGCUCCCUCUUCAAA
Molecule: messenger RNA, 2977 nt
Organism: Coffea arabica (coffee)
Lineage: Eukaryota; Viridiplantae; Streptophyta; Magnoliopsida; Gentianales; Rubiaceae
Molecular function (GO): protein binding
Source: RefSeq, a predicted model, not a curated record